GAAGCGGAAGUGACGUCACGGGCGGUAAUGUAAACUGUCAAGGAUCCAUGGUAACAGAGCGUGCGGCAGUGCAGCAGCCAGCAGCGCGACGCGCGCUCCAGAGAGCCGAAAGAGCCGCUGGACGCCGCUCACCUCUUCUGGCCCAAACGGCGAUUAAAUGUAGCCCGUCCGCAAGCUUUGCGCCGCCCGUGCUCUUCUUCAGGCAGUCGCAUAGACUGGAUGACUUUUUGAAGCUGGCUGGUGGAUUCGUGUUUUUUUUAUUUUUUGUUAAUUUCAGUUUGUAUUUUUAGUUACAGGAAUCCGAAUGCCAAAAGAAUACUUUCGGUGUGUUAUGCACGUAGUUAAAGGUACCAUUGUGAAAACACAAAAAUUGCAGCCGCAAGAAUAAACAUUAUGGCUCGCUAUUAUCGUGCCGUGGGGUCGAGGACAUGAAAGUCUGAUCUCUCUGGUCACAGUAUAAUAUAGGUAAUUUUCGGUGUAAUCUAGGUAUCUCAUUAGGUUUAAUUCAGCUUCGCGCAAAAAAUGGCUCAUUUACAUACCAGACGGUUUUCUUGAUGCGUUUUGCUCUCACGGGCUAUUAAGAGAAGAGCAUUAUUUGGCAAAAUCUCUUUGCCGGUUUCUCAGCGGCUUGUACAUUUCUGCGAUAAAAUCAUAUAGAAAGAACGUUUGAAGGAUCGUGAAGAUGGCGACAGGAGCGAGUUGGCAGCAGUACUACAGCCCUGCUGGCAGCGCAUCCACCGGAGCAGGGAAAUACACUACUGGUACAUCGACCAUGUCCUACCAGUCGGGCAUCACCCUGGAAUACACCCAAGAUUUACACUUGAAAAUGAGUAAGAAAAUAGCACAGCUGACGAAGGUGAUCUACGCCCUCAACACCAAGAACGAUGAGCACGAGGCAGCCAUCCAGACCCUGAAGGAGGCGCACGAGGAGGAGGUGCAGCAGAUCCUGUCAGAGACGCGGGAAAAGAUAAUGCAGUACAAGAGCAAGAUCACCGACGAGAUGGACCUGAAGAGGCGCAUCCAGUCACUGGAGGAGUCCAUGGAGCUGCAUGAUCGCAUGAAGCGACAGGCACUGGCCGAGUUCGAGGCUUACCGGCAGCGUGUGGAGGACAUGCAGCUAUGCACAGAGGCACAGCACACGCAACGCGUCGUCUCCAUGUCCCGCGAGGUGGAGGACAUGCGGCACAGCUUCGAGGAGAAGCUACGCAGCUUCGGGCAGCUGCAGGCACAGUGCGAGCAGGACAAGUUGCAGGCACUGGAGGAGCUGCGCACCUCCCACCGGCAGGAGGUGCAGGAGCUGCUGCGCAACCACCAGAGCCAGAACGCCAGCCAGAGCAAAGACCAGGAGAAGCUGACGCAGCUGCACAAGGCUGAGGUGGAGGCGCUGAGGGAGCGCGCAGACGAGCUCAGGCAGGACAAGAAGAGACUGGUGGAGGAGUACGAGGCCAAGCUGAGCGAGGCGCAGGCCUUCUACGAGCACGAGCUGGAGGCAAUGAAGCGGACGCAGCAGCUCACCGCCGAGAACCUCCUGGCCUGGAAGAAGACGGAGGCUGAGCUGCGGCGCGAGUUCCAGGCACAGGAGGCGGCGCUGCAGAAGACGUUGGGCAGGCUGCGUGCCGAGCUGCAGCGGGUGCAGGAGGAGGCCCGCGAGAGCCGAGAGAGGACGCAGAAGCUUCAGGCCUCACUCAGCGCCGCCGAGAGCACCAUCAAGGAGCUCCAUAAGCAGCUGGACGAGGUGACCCAAGAUGCAGAAAUCGUAGAGAUCCGACAGAAGGAGACGGAAUGCGAGCUGGAGGCCACUCGGGACCGGGUGCAGCAGCAGGCCACCGAGAUCCUUCUGAAAGCCAGUCAGAUCGGCAGCCUGCAGGCCACCCAGAUGACCCACGAAGCCGCCAUCCGGGACCUGGAGUCUGAGAAGUCUCGCCUGAAGGACAAGGUCCUACGCCUGGAAGAGGAGCGAGAAGCCCUGCAGAACAAGAGCCAGGCGCUGGAGGACAGGCAGCGGCAGCAGAUCAUGUCCCUGGAGAAGACACUUCGGGAGGAGAAACAAAGCUACGAGAAGGAAAUGAUGUGCAUGCGCGCCAGGUACGAGGAGGACGCGGUCUACUUUAAGGAGGCUCAGACCCGGGCGCUAGAGGACCUCUCCAAAAAGCACCGGGCCAUCCUGGAGACUACGCAGGUCGAGGCUGAGAGGGAGAAGAACCACUUGCUGGAAGAAAUGGAGCAGCAUUUUGAGCAGGAGCGCCUCCUGCUGGAGGAACAGAAGAAUCACCUUCGGCAGCAACUCGACAGCCUGCGGGAGGAACUUACUGCCAAACUCAAGUCAGCCAAUCAGGAGGUGUCUCGUCUGCAGGAGCAGGUUCAGCAGAGCGAGCAGGGCCUGGACUCGGCCGAGGGCCACAUCUCCAGUCUGAAGGAGGCGCAGGAGAAACUCAUCGAGGAGUUGGAUGUAACAAGGUCCAGGUUACGGGAGACCAGUAACCUCCUCACCGCCCUGCAGGGGGAGAUGGAGACCCAGAAGCGGCAGCAUGAGGCCAAGCUAGUCUCCAUCAAAGAAGAAGAGAAGCUGAAAAUUGAUAAAGUGGCCCUGGAGCUGGAGCUGAAGUGGACCGAGACCUUGAGGCAGGAGUGCAAGAAGCUGCGGGAAGAGCUGCGGGAGGAGCACGACGAGGACAAGCGCAGCGCCCUGACGCAGCUGGCGCAGAGCAAGGAGCAGGAGAUGGGUGCCGCCAGGGAAGGCUGGCAGAGGAAGGUGGAGGACCUGCUGGAGCAGAUCUCACUGCUGAAGCAAAGCCUGGAGAUGCAGCUGUCGCAGUCGCAGAACUCUCUGCAGCAGCUGCAAGCGCAAUUCAACCAGGAGCGCGAGCACCUGAGCCAGCAGCUGCAGGAGUUGGAGCUGGAGCACCAGCGCAGGGAGCAGCGGCUGCAGGAGGCACAUUGCUGCGCGCUGCAGGACCUGGAGGAGGCACGGCUGCAGGACCUGAAGGAGUUGGAGGAGCGCCUGCGGCAACAGCACCACAUGGAGCUGCAGUCCUUGCGGGAGGCCCACAGGCACAGCAUCGAGACGCUGCGGCAGCAGUCGGAGCAGGAGCUGCAGACGCUGCGUUUUGAGCUGGAGGACGAGGGCAAAGCCAUGCUGGCAUCCCUGCGCUCUGAGCUGAAUCACCUCCACGCCUCAGCCAUCGAGCACCUGCGCCAGACACAUCAGCAGGAGACGGCCGCCGCCAAACUGGAGCUGGAGACCGCCCUGGAGGAUAGCCGGCAACAGGAGAAGAAGCUUCUGGGACGCAUCUCGGACCUGCAGGAGGAGGUCAGCCGCAGGAAGAAUCACAUCGCCGACCUGGACCAUGAGAUUCACUCCCUGAACGAGAACAUCAGCACCCUGACCAAGGAGCUGGAGCUGAAGGGCAAGGAGGUGCUGAAGGUCCGCAGUGAGGCCAACCAGCAGAUCAGGGCCCACGAGCAGGACCUGAUAAAGAAACACGAGAGGGAGAUGACGGAGAUGAACGUCAGCCACAACCGCGAGACGCAGAACAUGCUGGCGGACUUCAACAAAGCCCAGGAGCUUCUGAAGGACAAGAUCUCCGCACUGCAGAUCCUUUUGGAGGGAACAGAGGAAAAGUUCCGGAACAGGGAGAGCCGCCCCGAAGACCUGCAGGUGAUUGCUGAGCUGAAGGAUAUGGUGGCAGAGAGAGAAUCACUGGUAAAGAAGCUGGUGGAUGACAAAAAGUUCUACCAGUUGGAGCUGGUGAACCGAGAGACCAACUUCAACAAGGUGUUCAAUGCAAGCCCCAACGUUGGUGUCAUCAACCCCCUCAUCAAGCAAAAGCGAAAGAAUGACAAAUCAGCAAACAGAUUCAGCAGUUCGCCAAAUCUAAGGGCUCUGGAAGCUGGGGGUCCUGGGGGUGCCCCCCCGCCGCCCAGCCGUCUAGAACCCAUUCCCAACUCCCCCAUUCACCACCUUGAGCUCAACACGAGCAAACCUCUGCCCCCACCGACCCCUCCGACAGAGCCCAAGAAAGUCAUGAGCCCUCCUGAGACGGACGACUCGCCUGAAGCUUCUCCGGACCCGCAGCGGCAGGAGUGGUUCGCCCAGUACUUCAGCUUCUGACUUUUUGGAACCGAAGAGCAUGUCAAAGAAAACAAAGAAAAAAUGAGAGAGAUGUACUCAACUACACAUCGUCACAUACUGUUUAUUAAUUCACUGUGAAUGGAUUUGUUUGUACAGUGACAAAAGUACAUUUGGCAUUUUCUUUGAUGCAUCUGAGUGGUGGAUAAGCUGCUACAUAUUAUUUGUUAAAUGCAGUAUCGUCUGUCCUCCGUACUUUAUUUUAGAUUGGCACCGUAAUGACAGUUUGUUACAAGCUCCACCUCUGCAUCAUUUUGGUAGGAUUAAACUAUUUGUAUGGUUGUCUCAACCCCGAUCUUAAAAUAAUGUCUCACUGAUUUUAAAAUAAAUGGUAUAUUUUAUAUUUAUAUUAUAUUGGUGUAUGCUAUAAAUAAAUAAUUGUGACAUUUACCUAUGUAUUGUGUAUUUGUCAGAUAUUUAAUGCAAACAUUUCUUGUACAUUCUUUAAUUGUAAAUGUGUUGAUGGGAAAAUACUGAAAAUCAGGUCAGAAGCCAAUGCUUAAAAUAAUGAUCUCUGUGUGUCUAGACAGUAACUGUACAUAACAGUUGCCUUUACGGAGGUAGUUUUUUUUCCAUUGUUCUGAGAGCAAGCAUGAUAAAUACAUUCUGUUUCCUGAGAAAUACAGGAACAGAAUCAGAUUUUCCUCCUAAUUGGAUGUAUUCUUUUUGGGUAGAAAACAUAAAAAAUAUUU
This is a messenger RNA of Brienomyrus brachyistius, 4821 nucleotides long. RefSeq names its product family with sequence similarity 184 member Ab (gene fam184ab). Lineage: Eukaryota; Metazoa; Chordata; Actinopteri; Osteoglossiformes; Mormyridae. The transcript is spliced from 18 exons. The record is from RefSeq and is a predicted model, not a curated record. The coding region runs from base 683 to 4111 and encodes 1142 amino acids.